AUGACAAAAGAGAAAGGUGAAUUAAAUAAUUCAUGGUAUGAAGAAAAAGAAAAUAAAAUAGUUUCAGAAGAACAUUAUACAUUUGAAUUUAUAAGUGAAAGAGAAACAAAAAAUCCAAGUGUAAAAAACAGCACCUUAGGAAAUUAUAAAGAUAAUAAGAUAGAAUCAUUUAAUAAUACCUAUUCCAUUUGUUCCAAUUUGAAUAUAGUGGAUUCUUUAAAAGACACACAUGAUAAAAAGGAUAUAACUACAUUUGGCAAGAUGUUAUCAAAGCAAGGAAGGACUGAAUUUUCUCCCACUUAUGUAAAUAAAAAUAGUAAAAGAAAAUAUGAUCAAGAAAAGCGUACUUAUUCAUUUUUUCAAAGGCAUCGAAGCAGUUACAAAGAAAGAAACAAUAGUAAAAAUGUUAAUAACAUGGAAGAGAAUAAUAUGAUCAGGGAUUAUGAUGAGGAUGAUAAUAUUAUGAAAAAGAAUGAAGAAAGGGAUGUCCUUUAUGACACUAUCACUAACAAUAGUGAUAUUAAUAAUGAUUAUAAUAAUAAUAAUAAUAAUAAUAACAACAAUAAUGACAAUAAUAAUAAUAGUUCUGGUAAUAAUGAUGGGAUAGAGCCUUUGAGAAGAAACGAAAUAAAUAAAUACCCGUACAAUAAUAAUCAUAAAAAUUAUAUAAUUAACACUUAUAAUAAUAUGGAGACAAAACAGAAUAUAAUGUUUAAGAGUAAAUCAUUUAACCGACAUAUUCCAUAUGAGAAAAAGGAAGGUAUGAAGAUAUUCAGAUCUAGCACUAAUCAAGAUAUUUUAGAAAAUGAUUAUGGAAAUUCUUUUUUGAAAACGGGAUCCAAUUAUCCAUCAAAAUUAAAAGAGAAAGGAAUGGAUAUUAAUCAUUACAAUACAAUUAGAGAAUCAAAUUAUGACUUUAAGAGUGCUUUAAAUGUACAAUUUUGUAAAACAAAAAUGUGUCCAUAUAUGAACACUAAAGAAAAAUGUAAAAGAUUUUCAAACAAUAUGUGUCCAUAUGCGCAUGAUAAAAGUGAGCUGAAACCUAUACCUAAUUUAUAUAAAACAGCCAUGUGUCGAAAUUUUAUAAAAAAUAUGUGUUUUAAAUCAAAGAAGGAAUGUAAUUUUGCUCAUCAUGUGGAAGAACUUAGAUCGACAGACGAAUUUUAUAAAACAACUUUAUGUAAAUUUUUCCUUAAUGGUUAUUGUAAAGCCGAUAAAAAUUGUAGACAUGCACAUGGUUAUAAAGAAUUAAAGAGAAGACCAACAAAUAAUAUGAAUGUGACGUUUAUAUGGGGAUCCAAAAUGAACCAUAAUGAUAUGGAUACUAAGAAAGAGAUAAUUGAUAAAGAGAUUAUGAAUAAUUUUCAUUCAUCAGAAAGUGGCUCUUUAAAUGAAAAUAGAAGAGAGAAAUUACCAACAGGAGAAGAAAAUGAAUUGAUUGUUGAUCUAAAAGUAUCAGGGGAAGAGGAAAACCUUUCAGAUGUAAAUGAAGAAGAUGAUAUGUUAAACAUGUGUAACACAAGUAAAAAUAAUAAGAAAAGAGAUGAUUAUUAUAAUAAUUCAUGUAAAUUUAUGUCUAUUAGUACAAAGGAUACUUGUUGUUUCAUAUCAAAAAACAAUGCCGAAUCGUCAGGAGAUGAAGAAAGGUAUCGAUCAAAAAGUGAUUGCUCAAAUGAUUUAAAAGAAGAAGAUAAAGAAGAAAAAGCCGAAAAAAACGGUAUACAUAAAUUAAAAGGGGAAAGUCACGAUGAUGAUAUAAAAUGUAUAUAUUAUAUAAAUGAUGAUGAGUUAGCAAAAGAUGAAAUAGAAUUAAGAGGAGAAGAUGACAAAUACAAGAACAAAAAUAUUCAGGCAAAUAUAAGUGAAGAAAAAGAAAAGAUAAAAUGUUUUAAGGAAGAAGAAAAGGGUACUCAUAUUAACAUGCAAUAUAAAUGUGAUAAUAUAGUAGAUGAUGAAUCUAAUGAAAAUUUACAAAGUGAAAAGUUUAUUAGAAAUACUUGUUUAUCCUUAAGUGGUGCAGAAUUAGAAGAUGAAAAAAAUGAGUGUAAUGAAAAUAAUAGCAAAAUGAAAGAUAAUGUAUUAAGCAAUAAUAAUUCUAACGAAGAUAUUAUGAAUAGACAAGAAGAAGAAUGUGAUGUUAUUAGUGGUAACGGAGAUGUUAAAUCGUAUAUAACAUAUGAUGAUAAAAUGAACCAUACUACAAAAUAUCAUAGAAAUGUUGAUUAUGAUAGAAAAUAUUUUAAUAACGAAGGAGUAUAUAAGCGUUCUAUUUAUUACAUUAAAUUAAAUGAAAACAGUAGGUAUAAUUUUAAUAAUAAUGAUGAUAAUGAAUAUGAUAAUAAUUUUCGUGGAAAGGAUAAUAAUCAUUCUUAUAAUUAUCAAAAGAAAAAAAAUAAUCACGAAUAUAACAAGAAUGUUUAUAAAAAUAGGAAAUUUUUGAACACCAAGAUUGAUAAUAUUAGACAAAACGAUGAUGAAAACAGUAUGAUAAAUGAAAAUGAUUUUAAUAAUAAGAAUGGAAAUAUUUUUGAUAUAAAUAAAGGUAUGAAUAAUGGGUCUAUGGUGUACUAUCCUAUAAAAUAUAAUAAUAAUAGUAAUAGUAAUAAUAAUAAUAAUGAUAAAGUUAAAAGGUAUUCAUCAAACAAUGAAAACAUCUCAAACAACAACGAUAACAAUGAUAACAACAAUAAUAACAAUAUUGUUAAUUUAAACAAUUAUAAUAAUAUUGGUAUGAAUAAAUAUGUAUAUAAUAAUACAAAUGAGAUGAAUAAUUAUUAUAGUAAUUAUCAUUGCUAUAAUAACAUAAAUGAUAUCACAAAUAGAUAUAUGAAUAAUAACAAUAGUAAUAAUAAUAAUAAUAUUAGUUAUAACAAUACUUAUUAUUGCUAUUAUAAGAAUAUGAAACAUGGUAGUAAUUAUGAAGGUACUAUAUCUACUGCAACUACUACAAAUAACAACCACUAUAACAAUAAUAAUAAUAAUAAUUAUAUAUAUGAACAUUCUUUAUCUGAUAUAUCCAAUAUAAUGAUAAUACCAUAUAGAAAUUAUCAAAGAGAUAAAAAAGAUUUUUCAGAACACUGUUCAUUUUUGGGGGGUAAAAAUAUUCAGAUGACUCUUAACAACGAUAUAAAGGAUAUGGAUAUGGAAGAUGAUAAUAUGUUGAAUGAUAAUAAUAUAAAUAGGAAGGCGCAUAAUAUAAAUGUUCAUAAAUGGAUGCAUGAUAUACAAAGCAACUAUAAGUGUAAUGAUACACAUAAUAAUAAAAAUAAUAAUGAUUAUAUUAAAGACAACACAUUAGAUGAUAACCAUGGAGAGAUUGAUUAUGAUCAUAAGUGUGAUGAUGAUUUUAAUUAUUAUGAAGAAAAUAAUUAUUUAUAUGACAGUACCCACAAUAGCAUAAAAGAUAGAAAUACAUUAAGUGAAAACUUGAAUUUACGAAAAACUUGUUCGUAUGAUGGGGAAUUUUUUAAUGACAAGUUUACUCAUCGAACAUGUAGUUAUGAGAGAAAUAAUAAAGAGAGUGAUGAUAUUGAAGGGAACGAAGAUGAAAAGAAUUCAGACGAAAGUAAUUAUAAUGAAACAUGUUUAAAAUAUAAUGAUGAAAAAUAUAAAGCUAAAUAUAAUUUGAAAGAGAAAGAUAUAUAUGUAUCUAAUAGUAAAUACAUUAAUAAUGAGACAAAUACAUAUUAUGAUAUGUAUUCACAUAAUAAGAGGUCAAGAGGAAUUAGUACUAAUUUACGAAAUGAUAACGUAGCAAGAGAUGAUAUAUAUAGAGAAGAAGAAUGUAAUAUAUGGAAUGAAGAUUUACAUGUUUGUUCAUUUAAAAAGAUGAAUGAUUUAAAGAAAAAAAAAAAUGAAUAUUAUAUGGAUGAUUAUUAUAAUUGUGAAAAAGAAGAAAGAGAAGUUGAAAAGAGUAAAGAAAAGGGAAAGGGAAGAAAUGAUAAGUAUAUAAAUUUUCCUAUUAAUAAAAAAAAUGAACAAGUAGAUGAACAGCAUUUAAUAUAUCACUAUAUUCCUUGUAUACCCAAAGUAAAUACAUAUAACACUAAUCAUUAUCCUACAUAUGACAAAAUCAUGGAACAUUAUAAUAAUAAAUAUAAUUGGUUAUAUCAUAGAACAGCUCUUUUUGAACCAAUGGAUAUAUCAUAUGUAGAAAGAAGACAUAUCAUGGAACCUAUAUUAACAUAUGAAAAGGAAAAGAUGGGAAAUAUUUUAUUUUCAAAUAAUAAUAGUUCUAUUUAUUUUGUAGGGAAUGAAAAAAAUAUAGUACAUGACAAUAAUCAUAAUAAAAUAUAUGAAAACGAUGAUGAAACAAGUAGUAAUGAUGAUUUGUUUAAUAAGGAAUUACAAACAUGUGUUUCAUGUUAUCAAUAUAUUAAAGAGACAAUACCCUCAAAUAAAAUAUUUAUUGAAUCUACUUGUUUAAACUGUGGGCAAUUUAUAAGAAAAUCCUUAUGUUUAAUAUUAAUUGAAUUAUUAAAACCACAAGUCCAAAAUAUUUUAUCGGACGUUAGUUUUUAUCAACAAUGUUAUAAUGAUUAA
This is a messenger RNA of Plasmodium adleri (nom. inval.), 4542 nucleotides long. RefSeq names its product zinc finger protein, putative. Gene Ontology annotation, molecular function: metal ion binding. The coding region runs from base 1 to 4542 and encodes 1513 amino acids. The transcript has a single exon. The record is from RefSeq and is a predicted model, not a curated record. Lineage: Eukaryota; Apicomplexa; Aconoidasida; Haemosporida; Plasmodiidae.